GUCUACUCCACACUUUAUUUGCUUCAAAACGCAACAACGACUUCCUUUUAUAUCCAAUCACUAUAUAUCCUCACAAACUCAAGCAAACAAGGGCAUGAACCGUCAUGCGAUGGCCGCCAUGGGCUUCCGAAUCGCAAGUCCCCGCAAACGACAAUGACGAUCGUGAUCAACAACAACAACAACAGGACCAGACUCUCUCACCUACCAAACCACCCCCAAGCAAACCUGACCCCGCAAUCAACUGGGCAUCAUUCAUAGAACCUAGAACCCUCGUUCCAACUAUAAUUCUCACAACCGCAAUCCUUAGCGCAGUCCAAAUCCACCGUCGAUAUCUCCGCCGAUUCCGCGAUGCCCCAAGCGUUCCGCAGACGUAUUUCCGCCGUAGAAGCGUCUUCGGAAAGGUAACCAGCGUUGGAGAUGGAGAUAAUUUCAGAAUCUAUCAUACGCCGGGAGGCAGAUUAGCUGGGUGGGGAUGGCUACCAUGGAAGAAGGUUCCCACGAGUAAGAAAGAGCUGAGGGAUAAUACGAUUCAUAUCCGAUUAGCUGGUGUUGAUGCCCCCGAACUCGCGCACUUCGGUCGUCCCGAGCAACCUUUUGCUCGUGAAGCCCAUGAAUGGCUCACGUUUUAUCUACGCAACCGUUGGGUGCGCGCCUACGUACACCGUCCCGAUCAGUACCAACGGGUGGUCGCGACGGUGUAUGUGCGACGGGCCUUGGAUUUCCCGAUCCCCUUUCGUCGGCGGGAUGUGUCAUAUGAGAUGCUGAGGCGGGGUCUGGCAACAGUGUACGAGGCGAAAUCUGGCGCGGAAUUCGGAGGCAUCGCGAACGAGCGGAGGUAUCGGAAUGCUGAGUGGUGGGCGAAGCUGAGGGGAUUGGGUAUGUGGAAGGGGUUCCGGAGUAAUACGGGGUUUGAAACUCCGAGACAGUAUAAGACGAGGAUGGGAAUGGGGAUGGAAGAAGGCCAGACGAGUACUAAUGGGAAAGAUACAAAGCGAUAGGUCUUGUUUUGGUGGAUAUAUCUUCCUGUUCUGUCUUUAUGACUGUAUGUUUGAUAUCCCUAUGCAUGGGCUCUAUACCUCUUUAUAUAUACUUAGAUAUGGUGAGCAGGUUGUACUGAAUAGGUUUGGAACUCAUUAACCUAAUCAUUAAGUAUAUAUAUAUUACAUAUAUAUCCUCUAGGCACUCAUUCU
Messenger RNA from Aspergillus ochraceoroseus IBT 24754, 1190 nucleotides. Its product is annotated as thermonuclease family protein. The record is from RefSeq and is a predicted model, not a curated record. The coding region runs from base 105 to 998 and encodes 297 amino acids. The transcript has 2 exons. NCBI's taxonomy places the organism in Eukaryota, Fungi, Ascomycota, Eurotiomycetes, Eurotiales, Aspergillaceae. Gene Ontology annotation, cellular component: cytoplasm; mitochondrion.